AUGCAGGAACCUAAGCAUUCGCUCGCUCUACAACGGAAAUACUGCCCACCAAUAGAUGAUGCUCUCUUUGCUGCCAUAGCUUCUGACUAUGACUUGUCACAGCCAGACAGUGAAGCUGAACUUCGUGCAUGCUUGGAAACCCUGAAAGAGUCAGCGAUUGAACAAGAGAAUCUUCCGUUUGAUCCUUCUGGAACAGCAAAUAACUCUGGUGAUUUUUCCGAAGAAUGGGGCAUUAAUUCUGAUCAUGGCACUUCCAUGCAUGACCGUUCAACCCUAAGAACUGCAACUGAAAGCACUAGCAUUUCGGAUGACAGUCAGACCAGGCCCAGUUCUGGUCCUCCUAAGUCUCGCGCUGCAUACACAGUAGCAGCUGAUGGAUCUCUUAAGCUGUCGGGUGCGAGUAGUGAUGAUAAAGUGGCUAGUCUUUCGGAGAUGUUUCCCACCCUGAGCACGCUGCGUAUCACCCACACCCUGAAGAAAACGGAUCAAGAUCUGGAUAAGGCCAUGGAUGAACUGCUGAAUCAUUCAUUUUUUGGCGAGACCCAAUUAGAUGAUGAGUCCCAGAUCUUAGUUCCAAAGGGAAUUGAAGGUUUCAACACCGAUUGGACUAAUGUCGGUCAAAAAAGUGGACGCAAGCAGAAGAAGCAAAGGCAGAAGCAGAAGCAAAAGGCAUAUUCUGCCCCAACUUCACCUGCAGACGGCCCACCCAUCAAUAAAUGGGAAGCUGCGAAGGAAGACAUUGAUUUCAUUUGCUCCAGAGCAAUUGGCCUCUCUGUAGAGAAGGUCAAGUCGGCGUACCAUGCAAAUGGCGCGUCAGUACCACUCACGAUCCGAGCCUUGGCCUUUGCAGCAGCCCCUAAAGACAGUCGUGAGAUUGAUGAAGAUGCUGUCAUGUUGAGCCAAGUCGCUGAACUGGCACAUGAGCAUCUUACCAUCCCAAAGACUGCCUUAAUAGGGCUUCUUAGGAUUACCCGUAGUAUGAUUUCUGCAACCAACGAGUUGGCUGCAGUUAUGGUCCAACAACCAGAAUCCCCGGCCCACGAGGUAAUCAAAUUCAAGGCUGAGCCUUUGAAUCUGGAGGAUGAGGAUGAGAACAUUCCCUACUCCCGGGGCUAUAGUGAAGGAGGAUCAUACAGCGCAUUGGGUUAUGAGCAAGCUCGAGCUGCAGCAAAUGAGCACUUUGCUGCGGGAUCCGCCGCCUAUCGACAAGCAGUAGAAGCAAGUCGUCGUGCCAGGUCUCAUCAUUUGUAUGCUGGGGCGGCUGCAGUCUACCGUGAGCGAGGGCAAGAACACCGGGAACUCGGUAUGCAGCGACUGGCAACAGCCUCGGACAGACUUGUCGAUCGUCAAUCAAGUGGUUGCCAGCUUGAUUUGCAUGGUGUUACGGUGCUUAAUGCCAUCAGAAUUACCCGUGAACGAGUCGAGGCCUGGUGGGACGGUUUGGGAGAUACCAAAUACGUCCGUGGUGGCGGAAAGCAUGCUCAUGAUGGCUUCAAGAUUGUUACUGGUGUUGGAAACCAUAGCCACGAUGGCACCGCUCGCUUGGGGCCUGCAGUUAGCAAGAUGCUCCUGAAGGAGGGCUGGAGUGUGGAGAUCGAGCGUGGUUUCCUGAUCGUCACGGGUAAAUCUCGAGGCGCAGCGCAGCGCAGAUAA
Messenger RNA from Penicillium malachiteum, 1653 nucleotides. RefSeq lists its product as uncharacterized. NCBI's taxonomy places the organism in Eukaryota, Fungi, Ascomycota, Eurotiomycetes, Eurotiales, Aspergillaceae. The coding region runs from base 1 to 1653 and encodes 550 amino acids. Gene Ontology annotation, molecular function: ubiquitin binding. The record is from RefSeq and is a predicted model, not a curated record. The transcript is spliced from 2 exons.